Monomorium pharaonis (pharaoh ant) is the source of this 2946-nucleotide messenger RNA. RefSeq lists its product as uncharacterized. Gene Ontology annotation, molecular function: nucleic acid binding; zinc ion binding. The record is from RefSeq and is a predicted model, not a curated record. The coding region runs from base 1 to 2946 and encodes 981 amino acids. Lineage: Eukaryota; Metazoa; Arthropoda; Insecta; Hymenoptera; Formicidae. The transcript has 2 exons.
AUGGAGGCCGUCAAGAAACAAAGGAAAGCCAUGCGGACGGCCUUCACGAAGGCAUUGAAUGCCUUUAUAGUCAAAAUGGAGAGCGACUGCACAAAUAAAGAGAAGAUCGUGGCGUUUCAGUUUCUAGAAACUAAGAUGUCGGAUUUAGACGCAGUCCACACAGCAUAUAAUCAAAAGCUGUUUGAGUCCGAUCUAGAAGAAGCUGACAUUAACAAGGAAUUGGAGACGGACGACGCUUACAAGACUCAGUUCUUAAUGGCGAAGUUAAAGAUAACGAGGAUAACGACGCCGACGGAACACGCAACAAGAACGACGUCGUCGAACGCCAUGAAAACGUCGAAAUUCCCCAAGCUAGAAUUGCCAAAGUUUAGUGGUCAUAUCAAAGAUUGGCUUCCUUUCUGGAGCCAAUUCAGAAAAAUCAACGAUGAUCAGUCUAUCAAUAACGAAGACAAGAUGCAGUACUUGCAGCAGGUGAUGGUCGCGGACUCGCGCGCACACGAGCUUGUGAAAAGUUUCUCGCCUACGGGAGAAAACUACGACAAGGCGAUCACAAGUUUGAAGAAUCGUUUCGGAAGAGACGACAUCGUCGUAGAAUUUUAUGUACGUGAGCUACUUAGCCUUGUGCUGCAAAACGCCGUAAGGGGAAACAAAAAAUUAUCUCUCGCAAGCAUCUAUGAUAAAGUCGAGUGUUACAUCCGUGCAUUGGAGACGCUGGGCGUGACAACGGAUAAAUGCGCCGCUAUGCUGUAUCCUCUUGUCGAGUCGUCUCUUCCGGAAGAGGUCCUUCGAGCGUGGCAACGCAGCGGACAACGGGAAGUAAUGGAGGCCAACGGACAGCGUGAAACCACCGAUCGUCUCGAAAAACUUCUCAAAUUCCUACAGCUGGAAGUGGAAAACGAGGAGCGCAUCGACAUGGCGUUGACCGGAUUUGGGUUACCGACGGACCAGGAAAGAACGAAGAAGGCGAAAGGUAAAACAGAACCGUCAAAGGAGGCAGCCAGCGCGAGCGUUCUUUUAGUAGCGAAAGACUCAAAGAAACCGGACUGCAUUUUUUGUAAAUCGAGCCACGACAGUCAGAGUUGCGAAUCCGCGCGUAAACUAACAUUAGACGAACGAAAAGAGACUGUUAAAAGAGAGGGCUGUUGUUUUAAUUGUCUGAAACGCGGACACGUUUCUCAAAAAUGUAGAGUCAAGACGAAAUGUGACUGGUGUUCGAAACGACACGUUUUAUUAAUGUGCCCGGGCAUAUUUCGCAAUGAGAACGUUGUAAAUAAACCGGACGAUACCAGUGAGAAAAAGGCCGUUGACGAGCACAACUUAGCUUCGUUUUGUGUGACACAUGAUGUUUGUUUACAGACGCUUCGAAUAAAACUGUACUCUGCGACGCGAGAAAAAAUUGUAAGAGCGAUUAUCGACACAGCGUCACAACGGUCGUAUAUCCGUACUGACAUCGCGCGAGAAUUAGGUUACGUUUCUCUCGGAGAAAUAGAAGUUUCGCACGCAUUUUUCGGCGGAAUUAAAUCGGAAAAGGAAGUUCAUAACAUGUAUAAGAUACGCGUUAGAGGUUUAGAUAAUUCAUACGCCUGUAAUUUCUCAGCGAUGAAUCAGAACACUAUCUGCGGCCCUAUCUCGAGCAUUAAAUGUGAUUCCUGGGUAAAUGAAUUGCGAACUAAGAAUAUUAACUUAACAGAUAUCGGAAAUCAAAGCGAUUCUAUAGAUGUUCUUAUUGGCGCGGACGUGGCUGGUAAGUUGCUAAUCGGUCGAAAACAUGAUAUGAAAAACGGAUUAACGGCCCUGGAAACACAUUUAGGCUGGACGGUAAUGGGAAAACUGCCAAAGAAAUGUGAGAGAACUGACGCAGCAAUGAUAAUCACGACGAUGUUUGUGCAGGAGGUCGAUCUAAGUGAUUUGUGGCGUCUCGACGCUAUCGGUAUUACAGAUCCGAUCGUGAAAACGGACAAGGCGGUAAGAGACGAACGGACGCGAGAAUUUCUAAUAGAGACCGCUAAACUAAACACGGACGGUCGGUACGAGGUCAGAUUGCCGUGGGCAGAAGAUCGAGUACCCGUUUCUAGCAAUUCGAUAUCGCGCGAAUGGCUGGCGGAGGGAAUUAUCGAAAGGGUGCCCGACGCAGAAAUCAAUAAACAGAGCCAUUAUUUACCUCAUCGGCCGGUGGUGAAGAUGAAUAGUACGACAAAAAUAAGACCCGUAUUUGAUGCUUCGGCUUGUAAAAAAGGUCAUCCGUCCUUAAAUCAGUGUUUGGAAAGGGAUCCUAAUUUAAUUGAAUUAGUACCGUUAGCUUUAAAUAAAUUUCGAGAAAAGGAAAUCGGGAUAGUAUCUGAUAUAAAAAAGGCGUUUUUGCAAAUAACUAUAAACAAAAUAGACCGAGAUUAUUUGCGUUUUUUCUGGAUCAUAAAUGGAGAGAUCGUAGUCCUGCGUCACUGUCGAGUGGUUUUCGGUCUAGCCUGUAGUCCCUUUUUAUUGGCAGCAAUUAUUGAGCUCCAUCUGUCGACAUAUUUGAAGAAUGGAAACAGAUACUGUAGAUCCGCAGACAAAUUGAAAAAGUCAUUUUAUGUCGACAAUUGCGUCACGAGCGUAAAUUCGAAAGAGGAGAAAGAGACAUUCGUAUCGGAAGCCACGGCAAUUAUGAGGGCGGGCGGUUUCGAACUUCGCGGCUGGGAAAGUUCAUAUGACUCAUUAGAAAACGAAACAACCUUUGUCCUCGGAAUUUUGUGGAAUAAAAGAGAAGAUACCCUAUCGAUCAAUCCGACAAUGUUAAAUUUCAAUAGUUCAGACGUUAUAACGAAAAGGAUAAUUUUGUCCGCGGCUCACAAAAUCUUCGAUCCUAUCGGUUUCACAAGCCCCACGUCUUUAUUACCGAAGCUGUUGCUUAAAGAAUUAUGGGCGGAAAAAAUCGAUUGGGACACCAGGGUCGACGAGAAUUAA